UCUCUCGCCCGGCUUUGGGCUCCUGUCUUCUCUCUCUCUCCCUCCCUGUGAAGCGAACAGGGGGGAGAAGAUCUUUAAAAAAAAAGCCAGGAACGGCGACAGUUACAGCGGCUGCGGUUCCGACGCCUGUGCGCGAUCCUCCCUCUCAGUCACCGCCGACACUCGCACCGAUGCGCGCGCUCACCCAUCUUCACCAGACACCACCGCAUCACACCACUGCGCCUGCAGUCUGAAAUUUACCUCCCCCUUCUUUUAUUGUUGUAGUUGUUGAGCAUCCGACAUACGACCAACCAUCGAGACGCAAACACUUUCAUUUCAACCCUUCAUCUGAAUGACGGGCGGACGGUUCGACUUCGACGAUGGCGGCACUUUCUGCGGUGGAUGGGAGGACGGAAAAGCCCACGGACACGGCAUCUGCACCGGCCCCAAGGGCCAGGGCGAAUACUCCGGGUCCUGGUCCAACGGGUUUGAGGUAGUCGGGGUGUACACCUGGCCCAGUGGAAAUACAUACAAUGGUUACUGGGCGCAGGGGAAACGGCACGGGCUCGGCGUGGAGUCCAAGGGGAGGUGGCUGUACCGCGGGGAGUGGAGUCACGGAUUUAAGGGUCGGUAUGGGGUUCGCCAGAGCCUCAAUACACCUGCCAGGUAUGAAGGCACAUGGAGUAAUGGACUGCAAGAUGGAUAUGGGGUCGAGACAUACGGAGAUGGGGGUACGUACCAGGGCCAGUGGAUGGGCGGCAUGCGACACGGCUAUGGCGUACGUCAGAGCGUGCCUUACGGCAUGGCCACUGUCAUCCGCUCCCCGCUGCGUACCUCGCUGGCCUCCCUCCGCAGCGAGCAGAGUAACGGCUCCGUACUUCACGACCACAUGUCCGACAGCCCCGCUGGCACCCGGGGCGGCUUUGUCCUGAACUUCCACAGCGACAGCGAAGUGGGCUCCGGCAAAAAAAAGGGCCUUUUCAGACGGGGUUCGCUGUUCGGGAGCCUCAAGCAGCUGAGGAAGUCAGACUCCCGUUCUUCCAUAUCCAGCAAGCGCAGUUCAGCACGAAGUGACGCCACCAUGAGCCGCAUCAGCUCUAGCGACGCAAACUCCACCAUUAGUUUUGGCGAUGGAGAAGUGGCCGACGAGUACAUGCCGGCUGAGGACAAUGUCGAUGCCACCACCACCGAGUCGUACAUGGGCGAGUGGAAGAAUGACAAGCGGAAUGGUUUCGGUGUCAGUGAGCGCUCCAAUGGGAUGAAAUACGAAGGCGAGUGGAUAAGCAACAAACGCCACGGCUACGGGUGCACGAUAUUUCCUGAUGGGACGAAAGAAGAGGGGAAGUACAAAAAUAACAUUUUGGUGCGUGGCAUCAAGAAGCAGCUUAUUCCCCUCAAGAACACCAAAACGAAGCAGAAAGUGGACCGUGCCGUUGAAGGAGCCAUAAGAGCGUCUGCCAUUGCCCGAACAAAAGUAGAAAUUGCCACCUCAAGAACCGCACACGCCAGGGCCAAAGCAGAGGCAGCUGACCAGGCGGCCCUGUCUGCCAGCCAGGACUCUGAUAUCGCCAGAGCAGUGGCCAGAGAACUGUCCCCCAGCUUCUAUCAACCAGGCCCUGACUAUACCAAGCAGAGGUUUUCCACUGAGCCCAUCGAGAUUAAAGAAGUACCAGAAGAAAAGAAAGAGAAAUCCCCAAAAGCCAUUAAAGAAAACAAGCCCCCUGCUGCCGAAAGCCUGGCAGCAGGUGUCACCAAGGCUACUUCCAGGAUAUCAGACAAACAGGAAGUAAAACAGGAGGUAGUACCCGUAGCCAAACCCUCCAAGCCGCCGGUGCUGGUCGCCAAUGCCUCCAGCCCUGGGAACGGUGAGCUGCACACCCAGUAUCACGGAUACUAUGUGAAGGCGGAGGUGAUGAUGCACCCUGAUGAUCCGGAGGACGAAGAACACCAUGGAAUGUCAGCUGCUCAUACCCGGAUGCCCCCACCUGCAAAGCAGCACCGUGCACCGACCCCCAAACCAGUAAUGGCCAAAGAGAGCAAACCCGAACCCAAACUGAAGAAACAGGAAUCAUUGAAGCCAAAGAGCCUAGCAGAAACUAAGAAAGCCAGCAUGGAAAUGACUACUGACAUUGUUGAGGAGGAGUCAGGUCCCAACUCAAUAUUGGUCAUACUAGUGAUGCUGAUAAAUAUUGGACUGGCAAUUAUUUUUGUCCAUUUCCUCACUUGACGGAACAUUAAACUCAGAGGUUUUGUCAGACUGCGAGAGUAUGUGAAAGGGAAGGAGGAGGGGAAGAGAAGAGCAUCAGAAUGGAUGAUGGCUUGUCAUUUGACAAGAGAGAUUAAUCUUCAGAUGUAGAACAGACUUAUUUUUAAAGACAUUUUUUUUGUUUUUUUGGUGGUGGGGGAAACUUCUUUGAUUUACUCUUGUUGGCUAUGUAAAUGGCUGUUUUUCUGUUUUGUUUUCUGUUUCUGUUUAUAUUCCAUCCUGACCAUAUUAGAUAUAAUUAAAAGUUCCUCAUGAAAUUUUUUGUCAUUUUGUUUCGAAGCAUCUCUAUACCAAGAAAUGUUACAAUUGGCACUGAAUUUUUCUAACAAAAAAAAAAACAGUUAGUAUUUAAGAUGUUUUAAUGUAAAACAGUAUUUGAUUUAACUCUUUCAUGCUGUUUCCCUAUCAAAGCUGUCAAGAAGUUUUAAGCUAAAAAGUUGCAGUAAAUCUUGUAUUAAAGCAAAAAAAAAAGGGUAAAAAUGACCUGCAACAGUAUGGAAGGGUUAAAUACGGCAUUUAAAAUGGCUUUAAUCUGUCAUUGUAAUCUUCACAUUUUUUAAUUUGUUUGAAUGUAUUGUUUUCAUUUUAAAGGUUGAACAUGGAAAGAUGUUGAUGAAUGUUUUGAUAUGAACUGUCCCACACACCUUAAUGAUAUUGAAACGUAUA
Molecule: messenger RNA, 2911 nt
Organism: Sinocyclocheilus anshuiensis
Lineage: Eukaryota; Metazoa; Chordata; Actinopteri; Cypriniformes; Cyprinidae
Product: junctophilin-1-like
Cellular component (GO): endoplasmic reticulum membrane; junctional membrane complex; sarcoplasmic reticulum
Source: RefSeq, a predicted model, not a curated record